Messenger RNA from Clonostachys rhizophaga, 1320 nucleotides. NCBI's taxonomy places the organism in Eukaryota, Fungi, Ascomycota, Sordariomycetes, Hypocreales, Bionectriaceae. The record is from the annotation of a GenBank genome assembly.
AUGCCUGUGGUCAAGUCAUCUGUCUCGGGGGCCGUUGAUGCCCCCAAGACUUUCAAUCAGCCGUCGCGAAAGGGAAAGAAGGCAUGGAGAAAAAACGUGGAUGUUACGGAGGUUGAGGAGGGUCUCGAGGAAUUGAAUGAACAAAUCAUUAGCGGUGGCGUAAUCAGGGAGAAAGAAUCCGCGGAACUCUUCACCCUCGACUUGACUGGCGAUGCGGCGAUCCCCAAGAAAUUCCCCAAGCACGUCAAGAAGGGACUGAAGGCGGACGAAAUCCUCGCUCAGCGAUCCUCCGUCCCUGCCGUGUCGAUGCGCAAACGCCCCAGUGCCAAGACAACCGAUGGCGUCCUGCCCGUCAAGCGCCAGCGCACCGAUUGGGUCUCUCACAAGGAACUCGCUCGACUCAAGAAGGUGGCCGAUGGCGAGCAUGAGAGCACUCUCCAGCUGAAGGAUGCAACAUACGAUCUCUGGGAUGCCCCUGUCGAAGAAAAGAAGAACCAGGAAUUCAUCCCCCCCAAGGUCGAAGCGAAGGUGCCCAAGUCGAUGAAGCAAAAGCCCAUUUCACUUGUUGCGAGCGGUAAGGAGGUGCCCGCCGUGCAGAGGCCCACUGGCGGCUACAGCUACAACCCUCUGUUCUCCGAGUACGAGGAAAGGUAUACGGCGGAGAGCAACAAGGCAGUCGAUGCCGAAACCAAGCGACUUGCUGACGAAGAGGCUGAGCGCCUCAAGCAAGAAGCCAGCGCGCGGUCUGCCGCCGAGGCCGAAGCCGCCGAAGCACGUGCAAACCUGUCAGAAUGGGAGGAAGACUCAGAGUGGGAGGGCUUCCAGAGUGGUGUUGAAGACAACGCUAUCUCCGCGAAACGCCCUCAACGCAAGACCCAGGCUCAACGGAACAGAAUCAAGCGCAGAAAGGAGGACGAACGCCUGGCCAAGCACAAGGCCGAAAUGAAAGCCAAGCGCAUACAGGAACAACGGAUCAAAGAAAUUGCCGAGGAAGUCCAGGACAGAGAAAACACCAGGGCUCUCAUUCUUCAAGAAAAGGAGCAGGCUUCAGACUCUGGUGAGAGCGAGAUCAACGACCAGAAACUCAGAAGGAAGCAGAUUGGAAAGUUCAAACUUCCAGAGAAGGACUUAGAAUUGGUACUACCAGACGAGUUGCAGGACUCCCUGAGAUUAUUAAAGCCGGAGGGCAACCUGCUAAAGGAUCGAUACCGGAGUAUGCUGGUCAGAGGCAAGGUGGAAGCCAGGAGACAUAUUCCCUUCAAGAAGCAAGCCAGGAGGAAAGUCACAGAGAAGUGGACGCACAAGGAUUUUGUCAUUUAG